AUGUCCAUAUUCUUGCUAUCUCGUUAUUUGGUGGGAAAAACAGGCAUUGAUGUAAAGAAGAGUGUUGUGGUCACUCUCUCUUCUGACAAGGGUCUCUGUGGUGGAAUCAACUCCACUGCUGUUAAAGUGAGCAGGGCUCUGUACAAGUUGAAUUCUGGUCCUGAAAAGGAAGUUCAAUUUGUUGUUGUUGGAGAGAAAGCAAAGGCUAUAAUGUUUCGAGACUCAAAGAAUGACAUCGUCCUCUCGGUCUCAGUUCUGGCUGACGACAUCCUGAAAAACGUUGAAUUUGAUGCUUUGCGCAUUGUCUACAACAAGUUCCAUUCAGUUGUCGCAUUUUUACCUACUGUGUCCACUGUUUUGUCACCAGAGAUUAUUGAGAAGGAAUCUGAAGUUGGAGGAAGACUUGGUGAGCUCGACUCAUACGAGAUUGAAGGUGGUGAAACAAAGGGGAGAGAUACUGCAGAAUCUGUCGGAGUUCCAGUAAUGUUCAAUGCGGUGCUGGAGAAUGCGUGUAGUGAGAUGGGAGCAAGAAUAUCUGCCAUGGACAGCUCAAGCAGAAACGCAGGAGAAAUGCUUGACCGUCUCACCCUCACAUACAACAGGAGUCGUCAAGCUUCUAUCACGACCGAGCUUAUCGAGAUUAUCUCUGGAGCUUCUGCACUUGAAGCUGCUAAAUAA
Arabis nemorensis is the source of this 678-nucleotide messenger RNA. NCBI's taxonomy places the organism in Eukaryota, Viridiplantae, Streptophyta, Magnoliopsida, Brassicales, Brassicaceae. The record is from the annotation of a GenBank genome assembly.